Messenger RNA from Nicotiana tabacum (common tobacco), 668 nucleotides. RefSeq names its product protein SENESCENCE-ASSOCIATED GENE 21, mitochondrial. NCBI's taxonomy places the organism in Eukaryota, Viridiplantae, Streptophyta, Magnoliopsida, Solanales, Solanaceae. Gene Ontology annotation, biological process: response to stress. The record is from RefSeq and is a predicted model, not a curated record. Gene Ontology annotation, cellular component: mitochondrion.
UUCUCACAAAUUCUCUCUAAUCUUCUUCAUAUAUAUAGCUAAGAGUCGCUGCGAAAAAAAAAGAAACAGUUUCAAUUUGCUGCUGCGGAAUUUAAUUAUUUAUCUGAAAAUACAUAAUACAUAGCUUCCGCUGCAGCUUUUAAUUAAUUUCCUUUUGAUAUUAUAAAAAUUUUCGCUUUGACUCUUAGCUCAAUAACAAUGGCUCGUUCUUUCUCCAACUCCAAGAUUGUCUCUGCUUUUAUUGUAGACUCUGUUUCUGCUGCUAUUAAUAGGCGUGGGUAUGCAGCUGCAUCACAAGGUGCAGUAAGAGGAGGGGUUGUGAGAAGCAAUGUGACGAUGAAGAAAGGUGUAGAGGAAUCAAACAAGACAAUUUCAUGGGUACCAGAUCCUGUUACAGGUUAUUACAGGCCAGAGUCUCAUGCCAAUAAGGAGAUUGAUGCUGCUGAGCUGAGAAAGAUGCUCUUGAAACACAAACCUAGCCAACACUGAAAAAAAACAUUGGAUAAAAAAUUGUAUCUUGGGCAGUGGCGGAUUUAGAAUUUAAAUAUUUAUCUUUUAUGUUUUUGUUAUUGAACUCAUUAUACUUUUGGAAUUAUGAGUUCGGAAUGCAAUAUUAGUGGAUUAAUAAUUUUUCACAUAUAUAUAAAAAAUUCUAGUUCAGUUGAAUC